CUUAAAUUUCACGCAGAAACACAUAUUGAUGGUUUGAGGAGUCCAUCCAUUUCAUAAAUACAUGAUUGACGAGCUAAUUUGCAUAAACUUCAAUUAUUAUCGAAAUACACUAUGCAUACCAUUGUUCAGAGAUACAAUUCCGGUAUCUUGAUCUUGAUAACAUGUUGUAGGAUGGCCCUCGUGUCUUUCUAAUUAUAGCUUGUGAAAUCUUGUGGGCAAGAUAAGAGACCAAAUGGAACAUAUACAUAAGAUGAUGCUGUUUAUGGAAUUUUAUUCAUAGUAUGCAUAUUUUACACAUAAGACAUUCUUUCAUCUCCCUUCCUUCCAAACAAAGAAAAACGAUUUACUCCCUGACCCCCAAUCCUAUUCAGAGCGUGUCUAGGUUGUGAGACUGACCCUCAAUUGGUACCCUGAUGCAAUACCUGCAUGCAGUUGGUAUAUUUGAAGUGUUUCCUUAUCUUGCAACUUUGAUGGCUUCUUUGGUAAGACGAAGUGUCUGUACAACACUAAACAAUAUUAAAGAAUAAAAGGAUGCUAAAAUUUUGUCGGUAGUGUCCAAUCUAAUCAAAUAUUGCAUAUGUGAGAAAGAGAACAAAUAAACAAAUUGAAAGGGAUGAGUAGAUAGGUGGCACAGCCUAUCAAAUUACUUAUCAUCUUGCCUAGCUGCUAGUCGCUGUGGUAAAGCUCAGAUAAUAACUUCAAUUGAUUUUGGACAACCCUUACUUUACAACCACUGGGGAUCUACUUGAUAUUUUGUCAUUCCAUCAAAAGAAGCAGGGUCCUUAGUAUAAAUAUCAUUAAUAUGCUCACUCGCAGAACGCGAACUAUGAGACUAUCUUAAUUAGAUAGCUAAGAAAAACAGAGAAGGAAACUCCAUUAUUCACCCAUAACUAAACGAAUUCUGAGGGUUGAGAGAGGUGUUUAAUCUUGUUUCUAUGCUACCAAAGUUUCACUCCCAAAGAAAAUUGAAAAAUUAGGGGGUUAAAUGGGGCAGGAAAAACUCGUACAUGUAGACCGGCAAUGAGAAAUAUAUUUGUUAUUUGUAAAAUUCUCAAAGCAAUUAAAUCUUUCAGGUAUAAGGAAAGACGUUGGGAUCUCAAGCAACUUGUUGGAUCUGGCGGUAUGCCGUCGUCCCAUUCAGCCACAGUAGUUUCUCUUGCUGUGGCUGUUGGUUUGCAGGAGGGCUUUGGAGGAUCACUAUUUGCAUUGGCGUUUAUCUUGGCAUGUGUGGUGAUGUAUGAUGCAACAGGCGUAAGAUUACAUGCUGGAAGACAAGCAGAGGUUUUAAAUCAAAUUGUAUGUGAACUUCCAGCUGAACAUCCUCUGGCUGAGAGCAGACCACUGCGCGAACUUCUUGGUCACACACCUACUCAGGUAGGUGCUGGUGUUCUGCUGGGACUUAUUACAGCAACAAUUGUCCAUUUGAUCACUGGCUCUGGCAUUCGAGCUUGAUUGUUGCAUUUUUCCAUUUAUAUUACAGAACUUCAGGAUACAGAUCUAUUGUCAUGUCAUUUCGAUUCCCCUAUUGAAGAUGGUGUUCUGUUGAAUUGAAGUUGCAUCUAUGAAGAGAAGGAUAAAUUACAUCUAUUGAUUGUAGUUUGAUGAAUUGUGAAUAUUAAGGUUUGUUUUAAGGGAGGGAGAAGUCCUAGAACUUGCCUCCUACAAGUGACUAAUAAGUGUAAUAUACAUGAAUAGCAGUACAUUACCAGUUUAAUCAUCAUCUGUGGAUCAGAUCUCAAGAUAUGUCUGUUAGUUUGAUUGAUGAAAGCAUUGACAGUAGUUGCCUUUAAA
Olea europaea var. sylvestris is the source of this 1791-nucleotide messenger RNA. RefSeq lists its product as uncharacterized. Lineage: Eukaryota; Viridiplantae; Streptophyta; Magnoliopsida; Lamiales; Oleaceae. Bases 1021 to 1452 code for a protein of 143 amino acids. The record is from RefSeq and is a predicted model, not a curated record. The transcript is spliced from 4 exons.